Molecule: messenger RNA, 2182 nt
Organism: Diospyros lotus (date-plum)
Lineage: Eukaryota; Viridiplantae; Streptophyta; Magnoliopsida; Ericales; Ebenaceae
Product: mannan endo-1,4-beta-mannosidase 2
Exons: 5
Coding region: 634-1947 (437 amino acids)
Molecular function (GO): hydrolase activity, hydrolyzing O-glycosyl compounds
Source: RefSeq, a predicted model, not a curated record
AAAGAAAAGAUACGGAGGACAAUCACACAUGGCCCCAGGCGUGUCGAGUGAGCAGUUGAAUUCAAUAUAUUAAAACUGAAGACAACCAGGAAACGGAUCUAAUCACUCAACAGCCGAAGCCAACACUCCACCACAAACAAACAACCAUCCCAUCCCAUCUUCUUCACACCCCCUCCCUCCCUCUCACAUUCAUCAACCGUUCCUUGUUUUCUCCCUCCCCUCUUCCCUUUCCCUUAUUUUCUCGGCCGUUUCCUUGAUUUUCUCGGCCAUUUUGAUGGGAACAGUUAGGUGGGCUUUCUAUCCCGAUUGGCUCUUUCCCACUCUUCAAGUUUCUCCAUUCCUAUUUAACCAACUCCUCCUCCCCGUUAGCCGACAGUGACAAUCAAAUCCGUCCCAAUUCCCCCUACCAAUUGUGAUGCGGUUGCUUGUGAGCUUGGAGUUUGGCUGUAUUUGAAGCUCACUUUUGCGGAAUAGGGAUCUGGGUUUUCCUUAAAGAUCUUGUUUUCAUCCAGGUUCCCCGAGUUUUAGGGCAAGACUGAUCUGGGUAUCUAUGAUCUUGACAAUUUGUUGAUCUGGGUGUUCAAGAAUCAGGUUUAGUUUAGGGUCGGCGUCUUUCUUUUUCUUCUUCGCUUCAUGUUUAAAUCAUCAACCCAGAAAAUGGGGGCUGGGAAUAGGCUCUUGUACCCUAUUCUUGGCUUUGCGUCGUGUCUUGUGUUCAUUUACUUUUCAUUUGGGGAUUUCUGGGUCAGUUACCCUAGAGAGCCAGUGUUGAGCUUUGUGCAGAGGAAUGGAACCCACUUCAUGGUUGAUGGUAGAAUUUUCUACAUUAAUGGCUGGAACUCUUACUGGUUAAUGGACCAUGCUGCGGAUGAAUAUACCAGACCUAGGGUUAGGGCAAUGCUGCACGCUGGCGCCAAGAUGGGCCUUACAGUCUGCAGAACUUGGGCCUUCAAUGAUGGUGCCUACAAUGCCCUUCAGUUGGCUCCAGGCCAAUAUGAUGAGCGCGUAUUCAGGGGGUUGGAUCAUGUAAUUGUGGAGGCCAGGAAACACGGAAUAAGGUUGCUGCUUAGCUUGGUUAAUAACUUGCAAGCAUAUGGUGGGAAGACUCAAUAUGUCAAGUGGGCUUGGGAAGAAGGUGUAGGUUUGAGCUCUUCUAAUGAUUCAUUCUUCUAUGAUCCAUCAAUUCGCCAUUAUUUCAAGACUCACGUCAAGACUUUGCUUACACGGAGGAAUACUAUCACCGGGGUUCGGUAUAAGGAUGAUCCAACCAUCUUUGCCUGGGAGUUAAUUAAUGAACCCCGUUGCAUGACUGAUCCUUCUGGGGACACUCUUCAGGACUGGAUAGAAGAAAUGUCAAGUUUUGUGAAAUCAAUUGACAAGAAACAUCUUCUGACUGUUGGCCUCGAAGGAUUCUAUGGACCUAAGAGUCCCAAAAGGGUUACUGUCAACCCAGGAGAAUGGGCUGCUGAACUUGGAUCUGAUUUCAUUCGGAACUCUCAGAUCUCAACUGUGGAUUUUGCCUCUGUUCAUAUAUACCCCGACCAGUGGUUUCCCAAGUAUGACCUUGAAGAGAAACUAAAAUAUGUGUUGAAAUGGAUGCACUCUCAUAUUGAAGAUGGUGAUAAUGAACUGAAGAAACCUGUAACGUUCACCGAAUUUGGCUUGUCAAAUCUGAGUAAGGGUUUCGACCCUUCUCAACGGGACAGGCUGUACAAAAUCGUACAGGAUGCCAUUCAUAAAUCAGCCAAGAAAAAGAGAGCCGGAGCAGGAUCUUUUGUGUGGCAGUUCUUAGUUGGAGGAAUGGAUGAAUACAACGAUGAUUUUGGAAUCGUCCCCUGGGAAAGGCCAUCGACAUAUCGAUUGAUAACCGAUCAUUCGUGUCGACUGGCACAAAUUCGGGGUGUACUACCUUUUCAAAGGGAGUACUUGAAAGAACUGUGCUUUUAGAGUGUAGAAAUCAGAUUCUUUGGAUCAAAGACUGAACUUCUCAUAUGCAGGCAAGUCUUUUUGUUUUUCUGUUUCUGUAUCUGUUCUUUGUUUUAUUUUUUUGGGGUCUUCGUUUUCUUCAUCUCUAGGUCCUAAUAUUUGUAUGUUCCUGCAAAGUAUACGCAUGUAAUUAAAAGAAAUUGCAGCAUAAUUGCAGAAAGUGUUAUCUAUUGUAUGGCCUGUGCUGGUUUGUUUU